Messenger RNA from Onychostoma macrolepis, 763 nucleotides. It is a transcript of the gene pvalb4, whose product is annotated as parvalbumin 4. Bases 16 to 507 code for a protein of 163 amino acids. The record is from RefSeq and is a predicted model, not a curated record. The transcript has 5 exons. Gene Ontology annotation, molecular function: calcium ion binding. NCBI's taxonomy places the organism in Eukaryota, Metazoa, Chordata, Actinopteri, Cypriniformes, Cyprinidae. Gene Ontology annotation, cellular component: cytoplasm; nucleus.
GUGUCUGCUGGGCGCAUGUCAACUGGCCCCUCGGCCGGCGGGUGUCUAUUACAUUAUGAUUCAUAUUUGGAGUCGCUGAAAGUAUAUAAGGGGGACAUCAGGGGCCCGGAGAUCACUGCAGUUCACAGCUCAAGUCUUCUGAAACUACUUCAGCACCAAAAGACAAAAGAGCUAAAGAUGGCAUUCUCCGGAGUCCUGAAAGACGCUGACAUCACUGCAGCACUGGAGGCAUGCAAGGCUGCUGACUCCUUCAACCACAAGGCUUUCUUCGCCAAGGUCGGUCUGACCAGCAAGUCUGCUGAUGAUGUGAAGAAGGCUUUCGCAAUCAUUGACCAGGACAAGAGUGGCUUCAUUGAGGAGGAUGAACUCAAACUGUUCCUGCAGAACUUCAAGGCUAAUGCCAGGGCACUGACUGACGCCGAGACCAAGACUUUCCUGAAGGCUGGAGAUUCUGAUGGUGAUGGCAAGAUCGGUGUUGAUGAGUUCGCUGCCUUGGUUAAGUCAUAAAUGGCUUCUGACCAACAACACCUCUUGCUCUGAAGGAACAACUUUGCCCAAGACCUCCCAUUUUCAUCUUACUAUAAAUAAUUUUUAUACACAUGAUGCUUAUGAGAAGUUUCCUCCCAUGAAGCACACUGUCAAAACGAUGACUGUGAAUGUAGCGGUUGUGUCUCCUGUCUUAAAUAUGAACUUUGCUUACUGUAAAAUCUGAUGCACUUUUACGGGAACGGACGAUACGAAAAGAAUAAAUAUUCUUUUUCAA